Pelmatolapia mariae (spotted tilapia) is the source of this 7948-nucleotide messenger RNA. Its product is annotated as bone morphogenetic protein receptor type-2-like. Gene Ontology annotation, cellular component: signaling receptor complex; plasma membrane. Gene Ontology annotation, molecular function: ATP binding; transforming growth factor beta receptor activity. The transcript has 19 exons. Gene Ontology annotation, biological process: cellular response to growth factor stimulus; protein phosphorylation; BMP signaling pathway. The coding region runs from base 275 to 3883 and encodes 1202 amino acids. The record is from RefSeq and is a predicted model, not a curated record. Lineage: Eukaryota; Metazoa; Chordata; Actinopteri; Cichliformes; Cichlidae.
GUUUGACAGUCUGGUUGAGGCCGCAGAAAAACUGAGCGCAGCUUCGUCUCUGCGGAUUUUCGUUUUCUGCGGCACAAAACUGCGGCUGCGCCCGGACAGACACCCGAGACCACAGUCCGAACCGGACCGAGCCGAACAAAGCCGAGCCGGGACCGAACACAGACAGACGGCCUCGUCUCCUCCCGCAGAGCCGAGCCAGCCUCCAUCACCGUGGGGGAGGGGUGCAGCGAGCCCAGGAUCAGUGAUGCCCGUCGUCCUGUGAGGUGGAUCCAACAUGGCGUCCCCGGCGCUGAAGGCGUGCCUGUGUGUGCUGCUGCUGCCUGCUGUCACCGGUCUGCAGUCCAGUGAUGCUGAGGACAGACUGUGUGCUUUCAGCAGUAACCCCCAGGGGGUGGAGCCUGUUCCUGCCAAUGAGCAGCGAGGAGUGGUGCUGGAGAACGGCACGAUCCGCUGCAGCCACGGCUCCCGCUGCUAUGGAUUGUGGGAAAAAAAAGCUGAUGGAGAAAUGCACCUGCUGACCCAAGGGUGUUGGACUCACCUGCACGAGUGUCAAGCCGACCGCUGUAUCCUGGUAACGCAGAAAGGCAGCUAUCGCUUCUGCUGCUGCAGCCACGACCUCUGCAACGAAAACUACACCGAGGCCCCGCCCACCGCCGACACACCCGCUCUGAAACCAAUGAGGACGGACGGCCGGGCGGAACAGACAGAUCACCAGCUGACGCCAGAGGUGACGGUGCUCAUCGCCCUGGUAACCAUCGCCAUAGCAGCCAUCCUCAUUGUGGCGCUGUUCCUGGGAUACCGCAUAAUAAAACGGAAGCAGAAACACAGUCUGUCUGCUGUGGAUGUGAUGGAGGCGGCGAACGCCGAGUCCUCCAUCGACCUCGACAACCUGAAACUGCUGGAGCUGAUUGGUCGAGGCCGUUACGGCGCAGUGUUUCGCGGUUCUCUUAACGAGCGCUGCGUGGCUGCCAAACUCUUCGCCUCAGCUAACCGACAGAACUACGUCAACGAGCGCUCCAUCUACUGCGUGCCGCUGCUGCAGCAGCACGACAACAUUGCCCGCUUCCUGACCGCGGACGAGAGGACGACGGCAGACGGACGCCCCGAGUUUCUGAUCAUCAUGGAGUACUACCCACACGGCUGCCUGUCUCACUACCUGUCUCUCCACACUGUGGACUGGCUGACCUGCUGCAGGAUGACUCACGGCGUGACCAGAGGCCUCGCCUUCCUGCACACUGAGCUGCACCGAGGAGACCAGCACAAACCGGCCGUCGCCCACAGAGACCUGACCAGCAGGAACGUCCUGGUCCGAGCCGAUCUGUCCUGCGUCCUCGCCGACUUCGGCCUGUCCAUGAGACUGACGGGACCCCGGCCCUGUCGCCCCGGAGACGACGACACCAUGGCCAUAUCUGAGGUGGGGACAGUGCGCUACAUGUCUCCGGAGGUUCUGGGCGGAGCUCUAAACCUCAGAGACUGCGAGUCGGCGCUGAAGCAGGUGGACAUCUACGCUCUGGGUCUGCUGUACUGGGAGAGCUUCAGGAGGUGCUCCGACCUGUUCCCAGGGGAAGCCGUGCCAGAGUACCAGCUGGCGUUCCAGGCCGAGCUCGGGAAUCAUCCGAGCUUCGGGGACAUGCAGAGCCUGGUGGUCAGAGAGAAAUACAGACCCAGAUUCCCCGAGGCCUGGAAGGAGAACAGCCUGUUACUGCGCUCGCUGAAGGAGACGAUGGAGGACUGCUGGGAUCAGGACGCUGAGGCUCGGCUCACCGCUCAGUGUGCAGAGGAGAGGCUCUAUGAACUCACACUGCUGAGUACACACACUGCAGUACACAACCACAGGAAUCUGUCUCAUGGCCGGUGGCCUCCUCACGGUGGCUCCGCCUCCCCCUUCAUUGAGGAUCUUCAUGUGGGCGUGGUCAGAAAUCUCCAGGGAGAUGACCACCAGGCAUCAGUCAUCAAGACGACUGUGAAUGGAGCAGAAGGCGGCGAGAAGAACAGGAACUCUAUCAACUACGAAUGGCAGCAGGCGCAGGCUCGGCUGUCCACAGACAGCAGCGUGUCCACCACCACCAUCCUGACCCCGCCCACCUUACUCUGCACCAUCUCUGAAACUCAGCACACAGGUGGCGCCGUGCCCAGUGUCCCAGUCUGCCUGCAUCUCACAGAAGAAGACCUGGAGGCCACAAAGCUCGACCCCAGAGAGGUGGAUAAGAACCUGAGGGAGAGUUCUGAUGAAAACCUGAUGGAGCACUCACAGAAGCAGUUUGGCUCCGAAUCACAACCCACCAACGUGCUGCACCAUCAGGUGAACAGCUCACCAUCCACCUCUCAUGGUGGCCUGCAGGCUGUUAGAGGUGUAGAUAGCCCUCCUUCCUCCAUCCACCCACUCCCCAAACAGCAGAAUCUGCCUCAGAGGCCCACCAGUCUCCAUCUGCUGCCCAAAGUCAAGGAGAGCGGCUUCACCUCGUCACGGCUGAAGCUGGGGAAGUUCAAGUCCAACCACCGACAGGUGGAAACAGGUGUUGCCAAGAUGAACACAGUGACGGUUGCUAUGGCUGCAGAACCACACCUGGUAACCACGGUUACUAACAGCACAAACGUGAGAAGCAGCGCUGCGGCUGGAAAAGAGGUCCAGCCUAUCACAGCGGCCGGCAGCAGUCACAGCGCAGGCGUCCCCACCCUGGUGACGAACGGUGUGAUAGGCGGAGGUCGAACCAAUCCGGCGGGACCGCAGACGGAGGAAGAGGAGGGGACCAUGGAUGGAGGGAUGAGGGGAGGAGAAGACAGCCGUUUGAAUCUGCUCAACUUCAGUCCUGAUGAACAUGAACCUCUGCUGAGCAGAGAGCAGCUUCCUGCUGAGAGCGAAGCCCCUCCUCCUGCUCGUCAUCGUCACAGCCGCGCUGGAAGCAUCUUAUCGGGCCGAGGCUCGAACUCCAACAACAACAACAACCGGCUAGCCCUGGCUUCAUCAGCUGACCCUCCCCCAACUUCUGAUCUGGAACAUAAGGUUCAACUUUCUGCUCCUUCUGGUCUCCUUUCACCCAGCAAAGCCCUCUUACUGCAGGCCCCUCCCACCACCCACAGUCAAAGCGAAGGUGUGGAUACAGGUCUGUGUUUCCAGGAAGACUCUGAAACCACGUCGACCCCCAGAUGUGCCCAAAACUCAAAAGGUCAACCAGUCCGUUGUGUCACCGCCGCUUUGCCCCGAGGCUGCAAAGAUUCUGACUUAACAAAAGCUGAAAAAGACAAAGUUCCCUCAGUAACCCAGGCCUCACCAGCACCCGACGCCCCAACAGAAGCAUUAAUCCUCCUUCAGAAACCUUCAUCACCAGAAACUCCAGGAGCUUCGUCUCCAGAGGAGCAAACCCUCGAAGCUUUGGGAUCUGAAGAUUCAGACACCACAGCUCCUGCAGAAGCUUCAGGUGCACAACUUGCAGGUCUCCAAAGUUCAGCUUUAGAGCCACAAACAGCAGGUCUGCUGCGAUCCCAGGUGGGACAGACCAAAGCCAGAAGACCUGAGCGGCCCUGUUCCCUGGACCUGUCCUCUCCCUGCACCUCCUCAGAUGAUGCUUUGGUGGUGGAUAACGGCAGUCUGAGCGCCUCAGGGGAGAAAAUCAAGCGUCGGGUCAAGACUCCAUACACCCUGAAAAAAUGGCGCCCGGCCUCCUGGGUGGUUUCCACAGAUACGGCUCUUGACCCGGACUUCGAGUUUGACGCCAGUAGCAGCCACAGCAGCCAGAACCAGUUCUCGUCCGGUCUUUGUAGAGCAGGAAGUGUCGGCAUCCCUAAAUUAAACCAGUCCAAAUCCAGCAUGGCCGUCUUUUUGGUUGGAAGCGGCGGCACGGCGACCACCACCUCUGAGCCCGACGGGAUGACCUGCUUCUAAAGUGAUCCGAAGUUUGCUUUUCUUUAAGAUCUCAUUAAUUUUCUUGCUCUUUGUCUUCCUCUUCUUUUGUUGUGGAUAAACGAGACGGUAGCUGAUACCUGUGAGGCCCCCGCAGCUCCAAACCAGAACCAAACCCCGCAGAGCCGACUCGGAGCUGGAUGCAAAAUCCGUCCCUCUGCAGGAACUUUUCAUCAAAUGACAGAAUUUUCUAGUAUGUGUUUGUUCAUGGACAGGACCUGUCCUGUGAUCAGCUGACCUCUGACAUGUUACCUAGAUCAGGUUACCUGUGAUGACCAAACAGUGGUGGUGUUGGUGAUGAGGCCAAAUGAUUCUUCUGUGGCUGGUGGGUGUGGUCAGCUGUUUGUAGGGGGUGGGCUUGAUCUACAGGAAUCUCUGUUGGAUAAGUGAAGGAAUUCCUUUCCGGAAUACUUUCAGGCUUCGAAGGACUAGUUGUAGCUGCGAGCCUAGAGAUCUCAUUUGGUGUCCAAAUGAAAGAAGCUUCCAGCUCCACAGACUCACCCCCAGCUCAAGAAUCUGAGUAUCUACAGUCUGUCGCCUCUUUAUCUCUGCAGGUGUGUCACUGACCCUGUCGUAGGACUGAAGUGUCUCCAGCUGUGACUGUCAGUGUGGGUGGAGGUUUUCCCUCAUGUUUCCUGUUGUGAGUAGGAUGUGGCCGGCUGCUGAAGGGCAUGGCCGAGAGCUCGUCGUAGGUCUGAGUGAGACAUUCCCUUUGAGUUCUUUAGGCUUGUUUUCCUGCUGUGUCCUGUCCCACAGAGGGAUCUGGAUGCACUCAGUAUCAUCUUCUUUCACUUAUAACCGUUUGUGCUGCUGCUGCAGGACGUUGUACAGGACUAACUGUAACUGUUUGGGUCUGACGUGGAUCAGGGGUCGUCCUCCCUGAGAGCUCGAUGCUGGCUGAGGCCUGAACCCAGCACAGACUUAAGAACUUCCCUGCUUUGGUAGAAAGGUUCAUGCACCUCUGGGCUGGUAGUGCAGGUAGUCUGAAUGACCAGAGGUGAUGUUAUCAAAACAGCAGUCAUAUCUUUAUGCACUUUAACAAUGACAUUUAUUUAGGGACAGACCUUAUAAAGGAUACCUGGUGCAAUUUUAGCAGUAACAUUGACGUAUGUAGGACGUCGUGUCGGUGUUGGUGUGUCUUUGUGCAGUAAUGGUGUGAUCUGAAGAAACAGUCAAUCUAGCUAUGCAGCUGCUCACGAUGCCUCCUGUUGACGGUCUGUUUGGUUCAAUGUGCAACAGAUCGACAACCUUACUGUUGGAGAACCUUUAUUCUUUUUUAUCCGCACUUUGUUUUACCAAACAGUCUCGACUGCCUUCAGAGGUCUGCUGCAGUCAGCGCUGGAGAAAAGACGAGCCAGCGUCCCGUGGACUUUAUUAAACCUCGUGACCUGCGAAACCUCGGCCAUGUACGACCUUCUCAGGUAACAACACUGACGUCAGCAGGAACACCUGUUUGCUUUGUAAAAUGAUGAGCAGGAGAUGAAACGAGGAGAAGAGGAGGACGCCUCUGAAGGACAGAAAUGCUGUCUGACAGCAGCCAUCAGACUGUACAGCUCAGACUUUGUUCCUGCUCAUCACAACACGUUAGGUCACGUCUCAUUUCCUGUUCCACAUCCAAGUAAACGCUUCCAUCCUUUCAGUUUCAGACCAAAGGUGUAGCUGCUUCGAGCUGGGUGGAGGUCCGUGUGUAGGCUGUUAACACGUCACUUUCGUUUUGACUGUUCCAGGAAAACCAAAUGUACUCACGUUUUACAUGCUAAAACAUCUCUGUGCUUCUCGAAGAACAUAUAUGCUAACAAACACUACUGCUACAUCGUUACAGCAAGUAAAUAAGCUCCGCCCAUCAAAGACGUGGGUUUAUCAGACCUAUCGGUCCUUGGGCGCAGCUCAUCAUUGAGCAUUGAGCACGUAUGUUCUGCUGAUUUCCAUUUGAUGUGUGCUCCUCGCAGCAGAGUUCAUGUAAACGUGGGCUUUGGAGUUUUACAGAAACAGGAAGGAAACAGAACUCUGCUUUCUUUGUCUUUAUUUUUAUUUGACUUUGUGUUUCAGUUUUUUAUACCAAACUGACUCUUUGCUCCUGUUUCUCCGAAUGUUUCGAUUUUUUAUAAAUGCACGUGUAACCUUUUACAUUUAUAUGUAUUUAUGUGACACUUCUCCUUUAAAUGUGCACUUACUACAGCAAGUUAUUCACAUUUAGCACAUUUCAAACUAACAAUAUUACAGCAUCAGUGCAGUCGGCUGAAAUAUGAUCAUACUGUUAACUUUUAUUGAUGCCUUUCAAAAUGAUCUGUUUUGUUAUGUCUGUGUUUUAUACCGUUUGUACUGUUUUUAGAUGCUGAUGUGUGUAUACUGUGUGGGUCAUAUCAUGCAGCCUGACCGAGUCCAGGACUAGAUGUAGAUCUCUCACACUUACUGACUGAACCUGAUUAACAAAUAUGAAAGCAGCUUUCCGGAACCGGUUUUAACUAACAGAUAAAUAAUUAGUGAUCAUUUCCAGAGAACAAAGGCCACUAACUCGCUCAGACUCACUCUCUCCAGCCUCGAUUAAAGAGCGAACCUUCAGAAAACACGCUCUAUCAGCUUGAAGAAGAAGUUCUUCUUUUUUUUUCUGUCCAGAAAACCACGUCGGUCUCUGUGGUGUUACCACCACCUCUGUGUGACGUAGCAUUGGCUGAACAGCGCCCCCUGUGCCCACACGUGGUAAUUACAGGUUUCGAAACAACAUGAACCAGCAACAAGCAACUCCGUGUCAGAUGUGUUUCAGUAGAAUAAAACUGGUUUGUGUAUACGGACUUUGGCUUAAAGCUAGCCAACAGGAAAAAGGCUGCCUGCGAUUUUAUUUUACAGUUAUGAAGCUCCCGCUGCGUUUCUGUGCGGCACACAAACGUCUCUCGAUCGUUUCCUCUCGUGAUGCUUGCCAGCUGAGCGAUAGCCUCACAGGUAAAAGGAUUUUUGACGCUGUGACUUACAGCGUCUGAGUGGUGAUGUCAUCGUUUCAGAGAACAACAGAGAGGUUAGCAUAGCGCUGAGCUCCAUCGUUACCGCAGACAGUAUAACAGACGGAAGUGAUGUCGCCCGCUGAUGUCUGAAGCCUCUAGAUCUGCGUGUGACAUUUUGAAACCAAGUGUGACAAAAAGGGGCGGGUCUGACUGAUACCGCUCACUCAUUGGCUAACAAUUUCUGAGCAAAAGUUUAAAAAAAUGAAUAAAUUAUAACAUGAAUUUAAAUUUUUAUUCAGCUUGACGUGAAACAAUUGAUGGAGCUCAAACUCGUUGGGGAAGUAUUUACAGAGGUCACAGGACAGGAAGUCUUGUUGCACCCACAGCUGUUGCCCCCUGGUGGCCUUUAAAAUGAGUGCAGGUUUAAGGCAUUUCUGCUCUGGCAGCAGUUUUCAGUUGCAUCCAUCUGUUAUACUGCCUGUGAGAGUUAGUAUGAGAUGUAAACCUUACAUUUAGAUCUGGUCUUGUUACUGAAGCACCUGCAGAAACAAUUGAAGCUGUGGACUGCUGGACGUUCUCCGUUCUCGUUGUGGCGUUUAGCUCGUGGCUAGUGCUGAUGCUGAGAAUGUGGCGCUGUACCGCCGCUGAGGUUCCCUUUAAAGUCUUUUGCUGUAGCUCAUGUAGUCCUCAUAAUGCUCCGAGAUUAAGCUCUCCACCUGUACAAACACAUUUAGAUGAACAUAUUCAGCACAUUUAGCCUGCUGCAUGAAGGAUCACGUGACUGAACUGAAGUUCUGUCAUUGGUCAGUUUGAACGUUCUGUGCUCCCGUGGUGGAGGAGUGGAUGAUUUAACCUGAUAACCAUCUGUGUGUAUGAUAGCUUCCAGUACUGUAAAUACUCUGUGUACGUUCAUAUGGGACCAACUACCACACUGUAUACUGUAUACAUGCUCACAGCACCUCCCACACAGCAUGCUGUACAAAGCUGCAGAUUAAAGCUGCUGCUUCAUGCUUCCAUCCCCACAUGUUGUAUCUCCAUGUAGACAUAAAGUAUCGCACGCUUCACUUCAUCAUGAAAUAAAGAGCAGAGGAUCCGUGUGUGCACAAGU